Messenger RNA from Rangifer tarandus platyrhynchus (Svalbard reindeer), 633 nucleotides. Lineage: Eukaryota; Metazoa; Chordata; Mammalia; Artiodactyla; Cervidae. The record is from the annotation of a GenBank genome assembly.
AUGGCAAAGAAGAGAGGAGCGGAGACCCUCUUCUUUGUUCUCUUCCUGGAUUAUUGGCAAGGUGCAGAGCCUCACCCUUUCCAUCUGACCAGAGUUUCAAAUGCUGAAUUUUCAUCAAAUUCAAAAAUUUUGGACAAAGGUCUGGCUAAACUCUUUGAAGAUGAUCCAUCAGAUGAUCAAAAUCACAACCCACCACACGUGGAAAACAUCUCCCAAACUGUCCCAAGAUUGUCAGAUCACAUUGCAGAGGAGCAGAGGGAGCAAGAAUCCUCUCUCUUCAACAGGGAUGUGAGUGAUACGCAAUCAACGACCAUCGAUAAAGGGACGCGUCAAGAAGCAGUCAGUCCAGAUGUUCCGAGCAGGGGCAUGCCGUGCUCACAGCUCCUGCAGUUCCUCCAGAAGAACAUCAUCGUCGCUGCCGUCUCGGUGGUGGGGAUUGCCAUGGCCGCGGUGCUGCUGCUCCUGGCGCUGCUCAUGUACGUCAGGAAGAGACAGUCGCUACAUUCUCCGGCAGACAUGACAUACAAUAUUUUUAUAAUGAAUGGAAAGACUUGGUGGCAAAAGUCUCAAGACAAGAAGACCAAAAAACAUGCAGGAAAACAGCAACAGCUGAAGUUAAAUUCCGGUAUCUAA